Messenger RNA from Thyridium curvatum, 3639 nucleotides. RefSeq lists its product as uncharacterized. Gene Ontology annotation, cellular component: plasma membrane. The record is from RefSeq and is a predicted model, not a curated record. Gene Ontology annotation, biological process: protein localization to plasma membrane. The coding region runs from base 1 to 3639 and encodes 1212 amino acids. The transcript has 2 exons. NCBI's taxonomy places the organism in Eukaryota, Fungi, Ascomycota, Sordariomycetes, Thyridiales, Thyridiaceae.
AUGAACGCCAUCGCCCAAAAGUGCCGGCCGAAGCACCAGGUCCUCGUCCUCAAGUGCUACCCUCGCACAACCAAGGGCGCCGUCGACGUCAAGCCCAACUCGAGCGAGCUCAGCUACCUGCUCUACUAUGCGACCUCGCGCCGGUCCAAGAUCCAGAAGGUCGGCUCCUUUCUCGAGAAGAAAACAGCCAGCGAUGUCUGGCGCCUGCGAAUCGGGUAUGCCCUCCCUCCCCCCCUCGCAUGCUGCCGAACCCGGCCCUUCCGGACUGUCACUGCCAAGCUCGAGACCGAACACCGCGUUAUCCUCGAGGCCUUGAUCGAGAAGAACCCCAAGGACCUCCCUCUGUUUGCGCAGUCGGUGCUCAAAAUCCUCGACAACAUCCUCCGCUCCAAUGAUAUCACCAUGGUCGAGUCGUCCAUCCCGACCUUCGAGGCCUUCUGCGCGCACCACGACACCUCCUCGCUCCUCGUCGACCGGGCUUACCUUAAGCAGUACGAGUCCAUAGUGCGACAGUAUGCUUCGCUCGCUUCGACACGCGCCGUCCCCGGCAAGGCGCACCCCAGCAAACCAGUCGCCAUGCGGUGGAGAAACACCGGCCUCGAAGCCAUCAAGUGCGUCGCGUCGUCCGACGUCCUGUCCUCGGUCUCGGCCCGGCAGUACGAGAUCAUCGUCCCCAUGAUCCUCGAGAACCUCUGGACCGACAACGAAGACUUCCUCGAGGUCCUCCUGCAGCGUGUCCAGAUGGAGGAGAAGGUCGACUCGGACAAGCUGCUGCGGCGCCGCACCAGUGUCGCAACUGUACGCACUGCCGAGGGCGCGACUGGCGACACAAACCCCAUCGCCCUUUCCGGCACGGCCAUGGAUGUGGACAAGCUGGCCGAGGAGGACAUCGGUGUGCUGGCGAUGCAAUGUCUCAAGCAGCUCUUUGUUGCGCCGAACCGAGCCCAGGUCCGCUUCUCCACGGUCUACCUCCUCCGAUUCAUCGAAGAACGCGUAAUACAGGAGGAGACGCUGGUCAAGACCGACAACAACACGGGCCGGGAUGGAGGCUGGGCUGUCAAGAUGUUUGGCCUCAUCGCACAGUGGGCCCCGGUGCAAGAUCGCUUCAUGAUCCUGGUUACUACCCUGGAUACCAUGCUGCGCAUGCCCUUGACGGACGAAACCCUGCCUCAGCACAUAGUCCUGACCGCCAUGAUCGGUUCUCUAUUGCGAUCCGACGUCAACCUAAUCGGCCUGAGUGUCAUGGACGUGUUGAUUGGGUUGAUACAGCACAUGAGGAGGCUGGUCCAGAUGCCGGGCGCUCCUAUUGUUUCGCGAGGCAACGGCACCGCUUUUGGCCCGCAAGAACCCAAGUCGCCCACAACCGAGGCUGCUGAGACGGUGGCCGCCCAGCGAAAAGAGUUGUUGGGCAGGAUCCAGCAGGCUAUCGGUGAUCUCGCUACACAUGUUUAUUAUGCCGACCAGAUCUCGGAUAUGAUUUCCGCCAUCCUCCUCCGUCUCAGGCCGGGCCGAUCCAAUAACACUGGCAACUCAUCUCCCCACGGAGAAAAGGCCGAGGAUCCGAACGCUUCAACCACGAACUCGAUCGGAGGUCACCACGGAGAGUCAUUGUUCUCCCUCACCGUGGCCAAGACGGCGGCCCUCAAGGCGAUCAAGGCCAUCCUGCUCGUCGCGAACCCAAAGACUAAGAUUACUGGGAACAUGAGCCUGUCUAGGAACCGGGUUCCAAUCCAGGUAUGGGAGGGGACGCAGUGGCUGCUGAGGGACCAUGAUGGUUCGGUUCGCAAAGCGUACACAGACGCGAUCGUGACCUGGCUCGAUAGGGAAACGACCGGGAAGGAUCUGCAGGCGCGCGACGAGACCGCUAUGAACUCCCGAUCCGCUUACAAGAACGGGCGCGAGGUACCCUCCACCAGCAUGGCCCGGAGAGUAGUCUCGAGUGCUUCGAACCGCGAGAAGGUGUCCAUCCCGCGCUCGCACUUCCUGGCGCUGCUUCACCUGGCCGUCUACGACAAUGCUAUCCAGUACGUCGACUACGAGACGGACGUUGUGCUCUUGCACGUCCUCUUGGCCAAGCUCGUCAGUCGCCUUGGUGUCAAUGCCGUACGAUACGGCCUUCCCAUGAUCUUCCAGCUCCAGGAGGCGAUACAAGAGGUGGAAACGCCGUUGGCCAAGGUGCGGGUCGGCAGUCUCGUACACGGCUACUUCUGGGCCGUCAUUGACAAGUUUGACAUUGAUGGCUCGGUCGUCGGACGGGCCAUCAACAACGAGGUCGUUCGCCGGCGGAGCAAGCACUUCUGGGUCGAGGGCAUUCAUGUGCCGCCCCCACUCAUCGAGCUCGUCGGCACCCCCGGCAUGCUCAGGCCGCAGCCCAAGAUGCCGCUCAACGAGAUAGAGUCCGAAGCGCUCUUGCCCUUCGACGACCGCAUCUCGCUCGUCGAGGCCGUGUGCCACAGCUACCAAGACCAGCCCCGCUCGCCACCUCACAGCCCCGCGACCUCUCCCGGCCGGACCUUCACACACCCCAUCCUCAGCUCGACGCUGAGCGCGAUCCCGGCUCUCGAUGCUGCCGACCACGAGCUCCCGAACUCGUUCCGCGAGCAGAUGCUCAUGGAGUGGUCGCGCGACGCCGUCAUGGUGGCCACGCAGGCCGGCAGCAAGUCGGCCUCGCUCAACGGGUCCAAGACGGGCACGACGGGCACCAACAUGAACCGCCUCACCAUCAACAGCAACAUGCUCAACGGCGGCCACGCCGGCUCGCCCUUCGGCAGCCAGCACAACCUGCGGCCCGCCUCGCAGCCCGUCGGCGGCAACCUCGCCCCUGGCGGCGGCGGCGGCGGCGCCUCCAAGCUCCGCAAGUCGAGCGUGCGGAGCGGCAUCUCGCCCGCGCCCUCGUCGAGCUACGCCGGCGGCAACGGCGGCGGCGGCUUCGUCACGUCGGUCGACCAGCUCAAGAUGGCGCUGUCGGGCCACCUGCAGCCGCCGCCGAGCAUGGGGGGCCGAGGAGGGGGCACCGCGCGGCCCGGGGCCGGCGGCGGCGACGACGACGCCAGCAGCAGCGAUAGCAUGGUCAGCUACGACGCCGCGCCCUCGGAGCUGUCCUUCAACCCGCCCGCCCAGCAACAGCAACAGCAACAGCAGGGCCACCCCGUCACCCCCGCCACCCCCGUGCGCACGCGCUCCGUCUCCCGCGAGCGUAGGGCCUCGUCGCCCGGGGGCCCGCUCGACUCGCACCCGACGCACGACAGCGCCGACGAGUCCCCCGGCCCCGCCAAUGGCGACCAGAAGCCCGCCGCCGCCGCCGCCGAGGGCGCCGUCGCCAUCCCGCCCGUGCCGCCCCUGCCCUCCGACUACGCGCGCGAGCAGCAGCAGACCCCGCCCGUCGCCGCGCAGGACCACGCCUACGCCUCGUCGCCGCCGCAGCACCAGCAGCCGCCCCGGACGUCGGCCGGCAAGCGCAGCCUGCGCAGCCGCGGGGGCGAGAGCAUCGUGGCCGGCAGCUUUGGCGACGAGGGCCCGGCCAUGGACCUCGCCUCCCUGCUGAGGGGGAUCGACAGCCGCGGCGGCGGCGGCGGUGGCAUGGGGGAGUCGCAGCAGCAGGCGUAUCUGGGCGGCGGGGCCAAGAGGCCUCCUUAUUGA